UAUUGGUGGUGCUACAGCAUCUUCCAACAUGGCAGCCACUGCAAGUGGAUCUUCUUUCAACCUGCCGGUAGCAUCUCUGUUGCUGGUCCUGCUGCUAUGUCUGCAGUCGGGAGGCGGUCAAAAGAAGAAAGAGAAUAUGUUGGCGGAGAAGGUUGAUCAGAUGAUGGAGUGGAGCUCUCGUCGCUCCGUUAUCCGCAUGAACGGAGACAAGUUCCGCCGCUUCGUGAAGGCGCCACCCCGGAACUACUCCGUCAUCGUAAUGUUCACCGCACUGCAGCCCCAGAGGCAGUGCUCGGUGUGCAGACAGGCUAAUGAGGAGUACCAGGUGCUGGCUAACUCCUGGCGUUACUCGUCCGCUUUCUCUAACAAACUCUUCUUCACUGUGGUGGACUACGACGAAGGCGCUGAUGUCUUUCAGCAGCUGAAUAUGAACUCGGCCCCCACCUUCAUGCACUUCCCGGCCAAGGGGAAGCCAAAGAGGGCCGACACCUUUGACCUGCAGCGCAUCGGCUUCGCCUCGGAGCAGCUCGCCAAGUGGAUCGCUGACCGGACCGAUGUACAGAUCCGGGUGUUCCGUCCACCCAACUACUCCGGCACCAUCGCCCUGGCUCUGCUGGUGUCUCUGGUGGGGGGCUUGCUCUACCUGCGCAGGAACAACCUGGAGUUCAUCUACAACAAGACCGGCUGGGCCAUGGCAGCCCUGUGUGUUGUGUUUGCCAUGACCUCCGGUCAGAUGUGGAACCAUAUCCGCGGCCCUCCAUACGCCCACAAGAACCCGCAGAAUGGCCAAGUGAGCUAUAUCCAUGGGAGCAGCCAGGCUCAGUUUGUGGCGGAGUCGCACAUCAUUCUGCUGUUGAAUGCUGCGAUCACCAUGGGGAUGGUCCUGCUGAACGAGGCGGCCACCUCCAAAGGAGACGUGGGCAAGAGGAGGAUCAUCUGCCUGGUGGGACUCGGUCUGGUGGUUUUCUUCUUCAGUUUCCUGCUGUCCAUCUUCAGGUCCAAGUACCACGGCUAUCCGUACAGCUUCCUCAUUAAGUAAAGAUGUGCCCCCCCCACCCACCCCCAGACUUCUCAGACUGGCAUGGAAGCAGGAGGACCCAGAGCAUUGGAACAUCCAUCAGUUCAUGGGCAGAGCACAUGAUCUCAACACACAAUCCAGCCAAGAUGCUGUUUCUCCACAA
Molecule: messenger RNA, 1181 nt
Organism: Sardina pilchardus (European sardine)
Lineage: Eukaryota; Metazoa; Chordata; Actinopteri; Clupeiformes; Clupeidae
Gene: tusc3
Product: tumor suppressor candidate 3
Exons: 10
Coding region: 29-1039 (336 amino acids)
Cellular component (GO): oligosaccharyltransferase complex
Source: RefSeq, a predicted model, not a curated record